This is a messenger RNA of Penicillium pulvis, 921 nucleotides long. Its product is annotated as alpha/beta fold hydrolase. The record is from RefSeq and is a predicted model, not a curated record. The coding region runs from base 1 to 921 and encodes 306 amino acids. The transcript has a single exon. NCBI's taxonomy places the organism in Eukaryota, Fungi, Ascomycota, Eurotiomycetes, Eurotiales, Aspergillaceae.
AUGGAUUGCCUCUCAGAAUACAGCGAUACUCUUACUCUGCCCUCUGGGCGCAUCCUAGCAUGGAAAUUAUAUGGAGGUACUCUUCAAGAAAAAGGCGCUGAAAAGCCAGCUAUUGUCUUCUACUUCCACGGAUAUCCAGGCUGUUCCGUUGAAGCCACUCUCAUCCCAGUGGAACUUCUCCAAAAAAGCAAUAUACGCUGCAUCGCCCCUGACCGACCGGGCAUGAAUAUGUCAACACACUACGACGAACGCCGAAUCUUAGAUUGGCCCACAGAUGUUCUCGCAAUCGCAGAUCAUUUGGGCGUAUCUCGCUUCUUUGUGCUCGGUGUCUCGGGAGGAGGUCCCUACGCCCUUGCUUGCGCCUAUUCCGUACCCCGGGAUCGUCUUCAAGGUGUGGCAGUAGUCAGCAGUAUGUACCCGACUACUUUCAGUACUGAAGGAAUGCUUCCCGAGUUGAAGGUGCUACUUGCAGCUGGGGCUUGGCUGCCGAGAAUUGUGACCAGUGCAGUGUUAGAUUUGUGCAUGGGUCGUGCGGGAAGAAACAAGGACCCGAAAGUCUUGGAAGCGGCAGUUGACAAAGCGAUGGAAGGGAGGCCAGAGGCAGAACGUACGGCUUGGAAAAACGAGAGAGUCAGAGUAGCAGCUAUUGAAUCUGUACGUGGCGCAUUUCGGCAAGGCGGAAGGCCCUCAGCCACAGAGUUGAUGAUUCUUUGCGACUGGGGAUUUCACCUCAAUGACAUAGCUGGGGAGAGGGUGCGAAUAUGGCAUGGCAAGCUUGACAGGAAUGUGCCAGUUCGUAUGGCCGAGCAGGCUGCGGAACUGAUGCCUGAAGCAAAGACUCAUUUCUUUGAGAACGAAGGUCAUCUAAGCUCGUCAGCUAAUCACAUCUCUGAAGUACUAGCUGAUCUUAUUAGCCAGUGA